This is a messenger RNA of Photinus pyralis (common eastern firefly), 1094 nucleotides long. RefSeq lists its product as uncharacterized. Bases 36 to 884 code for a protein of 282 amino acids. The transcript is spliced from 2 exons. NCBI's taxonomy places the organism in Eukaryota, Metazoa, Arthropoda, Insecta, Coleoptera, Lampyridae. The record is from RefSeq and is a predicted model, not a curated record.
GGUGGCCCACAGUUUACAUUUGAUAGUGAAGUGUGAUGGCCGCGCGGUUUACGUGCGUGUUAGUGCUAUUUAUCGCUCUCGCGGCAGGGGCAGAUGACAUUUUAGAAAAUGCCGGUUUAAGGAUAGCUUUUAAAGUCUUCGACGAAUGUUCCAAAUCGGAUGGAUUAUCGCCGUGCAUUAAGAAGAAGGCCCUCACAUUCCUGGAUCGACUAGGUCGGAUGGACAACCUGGAAAUUUCGGAUGAAAUAAAAAUCGUGAAGAUCGCCAAUUCGAGUAAGGAAGACGAGAAUGCCCCCAGCAUGGAGCAGCUCGAAAAGAAUUUACCGCGAAACGUCGACGCCAGGGACGCGGUUUUAACGGAUAUGUUAUGGAAUAAGGUGGCGUCGUUAGUGCAAACUAGAGACAUUGAGUUAUCCAUGCCUCGCUCGGGUUUCGAGGACGAUGACGAUGCGCAACAAAUUCAACAUGUAGAAGUUAAUACGGGAGGCUCAAAAAAAGGAACUAAGGGCGGAGGCGGAGGUAAUAAAGGCGGCGGCGGGAACAAGCAGAAAAAGAAGAUAAUGAAGAUGUUUAAGAAAUCAGGCAAGAAAGGUGGCGGAAUGAUGAUGGGAAUAAUGAUGGCCAUGCUUGCAAAAAUGUUCGCCUUAAUUCCCAUAGGAAUAGCCGCACUAUUUCUACUAGCUGGCAAGGCUUUGAUUACAUCAAAAAUUGCGCUUCUCCUUUCUGGAAUAAUUGCCCUUAAAAAGCUACUUGCGGCCAAACAAGGUGACGACCACGGAACCCCCCAACACGUUUACGCCAGCUCCGGACACGGAUGGGACAAGCGAUCCCUUGAGGAAAGCCACAAACUAGCGUACAACGCAUCCGCCCCGAAACAAGAUUAACGUGUACCUGAUGAUGAACACCAGAGUUUUUAUCGACCAAUUUUAUGGUCUGCUGUAGAGAGCGCGUCUACGUUAACACACCAAAAACCAUAACUACCUUAGUCACCUUAGUGAACGCGAUGCCAAUUAUUUAUUGAAUUGUUAAUUUUUAUAAUUAUUUAUUGUACAUAAAUACGUCCGACAUUGUUAAGAAUAAAAAUCUUAAACACC